GAGAUGUGUAAUCAGGCAACUGAAGGGAACCACACAAUGUAUAUGUUCCACUUCAGGUGUUUGUUUGCCAAACUAGAAGACGUAGAUUACACUAAUGAACACCUAAACAAAAGUAAGAAACAAUGACGCCUAACAAUUGUGCCUUAUCAUUUAAGCCACACAGUGAGAUCAAAUCAGAGAGAGCUCAGGUUGUGGCGUUAACACAGCAAAUGUGUUCAUGUGAACUGAUUCAGUCCACAACCAUUAAGCCCAGAAUUAUUCAUACCUCUGUUCUUUUCAGUUCACAUCUAUUUCUCCAGAAUAGAAGUGAAAUUCAUGGUUUAGAAUAGUGAAGCCAAAGUUUCCUUGCAGAUCUCCAAGAUAAUCUGUGAAUGGGGGAGAGAAGAAGUAGACCUUCCAAUAAAUAUUAUUAUUUAUUGAGAACAAAUGAUUUGAUUGGAUGCUUUUAUUGGACCGUUUGUGGAGAUGCUGAGAUCAGCAGCUCUGAUAGGAAAACCAGUUAUUGUGUCAUAUAGGGGAAAUAGUAGUUAAGUGGGAAAAGGUGCACCGAUCAGACUGGAUCAGAACGGAUUUUAGAUAAAGAACUGAAGAUGGAUGGAAGUAAAUACAGAGAAAUCCUGAAAGAAAACCUUUGAAAGUGUCAGGAUCCCGGGUUGUUGAGUUGUUUUGGUAGUUUGAUUUGAUUCUAGCUUCAUUAUUAUUUUGUGUUUUUAUCUUGGUUAGAUCUGCCUUGUUCCUGUUUCCCUUUAGUUCAGUUCUUUCUAGUUAUGUUUAUUUCUCAUUAUAGUUAUUCUUUGCUACUCUAGUUUUAUGAUGUUUCUUCAGUGUUAGAUCUAUUUCCUGUUCCUCUGUGUACUCUCCCUCGCCCCCUGUGCCACUCUCUCAGUGCCUCUCAGUCAGCCUUCUGCUCUCCACUCACACCUGUAAUCAUGUAGCUAAUCAUCCUAGAUCUUUUGUUCAGCAUUCUAGCACUUCAUUCUCGGUCGCUCCUCGCCUGCUCCUUUUGUCUACUUCCGUCACUUCCUGGUUCCACCUCAUGUUCUUCGUGUGUUUUCUUGCCUUAAUUUUCUUUGGAUUCAUUAUUUGUUUUUUGCCUUUGCUCCUGUGUUUUUUGUUUGUAUUUUUCUUGUAAGUUUUUCUACCUCACCUUUAUUUUUCUUUGAAUCACGAUUCAGUCAAUAUUCAGUUUCCUCCUCCGUCUCUGCGUUUGGGUCCUACGUUUAGCACCGCAUUAUAACAUUUCCUUUGUGGUUUUUAUUAAUUUAUUUCAUAGGAAGAACCUUGUGCCAGUUUGGCACAUAAAACUCCAAUAAAACACACUGAUGUUUGUGAUUCUAACACAAUAUGGGAAGGUUUGGCCUUGUGGCAGUUUGGGAGCCUUUGUCUUUUACUAUUUCACUGUCAUGAGAAAACUGCUGACAGUCGGCCUUUACUUUCAAACACAUGUUUGCUAAGAAGGUAUACACAACAAUGUGUUAAAUUUGACUUUGUAUGCAAGUGAGGUACUUGCAGAGUGUAGUCUGUUGGUCAUAGUGCAUUACAGCAAUUAUUUAAAGACAAUCAUUGCUUUCAUUGUAAAUAAAUGAUUUUUAAUUGUAAUAUCAAUCAUUAAUAUUCAUAUUUCUCAUUUUCAGUCUUUGGAGAUUGUCAGAACUUCAGUUCUGGGAUCCAAACUUUGGAAUGGCUGUGGAGAAUUUCAGAUGGAACAUCUGCAGGAGCCACAUCAACAUCUCCAACAACCAUGUCCACAUUACCUCCGACCACUACAUCGACAAUAUCUACCCCUACCAUAUCAACGUCACCUAACAAAGCUUCAUUGACAACAAAUUCAACAACCACGUCAACGUCACCUAAGACAAUUACAUCGACAGCAUCUCCCACAACUAUGUCAGUGUCACUUGGCACAACUACAUCGACAGCAUCUCCAACAACUACGUCAACGUCAGGUAGGACUACUACGUUGACAACAUCUUCAACAACCAUGUACGCAUUAACUCCGAUCACUACAUCAGCAAUAUCUACCCCGACUAUAUCAAUGUCACUUGGCACAACUACAUCAACAGCAUCUCCAACAACUACGUCAACGUCAGUUAGGACAACUACGUUAACAUCUUCACCAACCAUGUCCGCAUUAACUCCGACCACUACAUCAGCAAUAUCUACCCCGACUAUAUCAAUGUCACCUAACACAACUUCAUUGACAACAAAUUCAACAACCACGUCAACGUCACCUAAGACAAUUACAUCGACAGCAUCUCCCACAACUAUGUCAAUGUCACUUGGCACAACUACAUCGACAGCAUCUCCCACAACUAUGUCAAUGUCACUUGGCACAACUACAUCGACAGCAUCUCCAACAACUACGUCAACGUCAGGUAGGACUACUAUGUUGACAACAUCUUCACCAACCAUGUCCGCAUUAACUCCGACCACUACAUCGACAAUAUCUACCCCGACUAUAUCAACGUCACGUAACACAUCUUCAUUGACAACAUCUUCAACAACCACGUUAACGCCACCUAGAACAACUACAUUGACAACAUCCAGCCCAACUUCAUCAGUGUCACAUAGGACAACUAUGUCGACAAGAACUACGUUAAAGUCACGUAGGACAUCUACGUCAACAAGAUCUCCGACAACUACGUCAAGAUCAUCUUUAACAACACAGUCAACAGUUAAAGGACAAACACAAUUGUCAAAUACAGCAACACCGCAGUCACCAAUGGACGUUAAGCCUGGUUUGGCAUGCCAUUCCAGAAGUGCGUCUGACGUGGGUCCGAGAAAAGACUCGUCAACAGAAACACCAGCACCACUCACAGGGCAAAGCACCUCCAUCCUGGUGUUGUUGAUUCUGUCCAUCACCGCUAACAUCAUGCAGUGGCUCAACUCUUUCCUGCAGAAGCGGAGACUCAAGAAGAAGCAGAAGCAGAUGCCCGACGAAUGCAUCUCCCUGAACACCGACGAAUGCAUCUCCCUGAACCCGGACGCAGCGGCGGCCGAAAACAGCCCAGAGAAAAGCUUAAGUUACUCGAACGAAACUGUGAAUUGAGGACCAAACUCAGGACCUCGUUUUGUCAAACUCUCCACGGGCAACUCUUUCCCUGCAUGAACUGUUUCUAACAGAAUGAAUAUAUGAGCUUCUAAAUCAUUUUGUCCACCAAAAACAAACAAACAAAAAGGAAAUCCAAGACAUGAGAGAAGACGUUGCAGGAAGCUGCGUUGGUCACGGAGUCAUCAAUCGGAGGCUGACCUCCCGCAGCACAGGUCACAUCACUCCAUUCGACUGAAUGCUGCUCCUCUGGAGCCGGCCUGAGGCAUGUGUGUGUUUGUGUUCCUCCCAUGAUUCUCUGUUAUGUGACCUGAAAUAGUUACAGGGAGAAGAACCAAUAACUGAAAGUAAUGUUUGAGUGGAAACCUCAGGUGCAUUGCACAGCGUUGCAUUCACCGUGCAGUGAAUGGUGAAAGUAUUCAGACCUGUUGGAACGUUUUCCCGGCGUUGUUGUUGUGUGACUACCACAAACCGUAAACUAUUUUAUCUAACGGGAAUUUAUCUUUCACACCAGCACAGAGAAGAAUUCACUUGGUUUACACGGAAAGCCGUUAAGACUGAUCAGUGCUGAAGUUCUGAGAAAUAUUCUCGACUGGAAGGUAAACCUUCGUUGUCGUCUCAAGUCUUUUACAGCCUCCCAAAAGUUGUCAGGACUGAUUGCAUGUAAUGAGCUCCAGUCUCUAACCCUGUCACGAUAACAAAUGUUGCUGAGCGAUUCAUUGUUUCCAAAAUUAUUGUGAUAAACGAUAAUAUUGUUUGAAGACCUUUUUACACUGAUUUAAUGGAAAUGAUGUAAUAACGCAUGCGAUUUCCUGCCAAA
Xiphophorus hellerii (green swordtail) is the source of this 3869-nucleotide messenger RNA. RefSeq names its product mucin-5AC-like. NCBI's taxonomy places the organism in Eukaryota, Metazoa, Chordata, Actinopteri, Cyprinodontiformes, Poeciliidae. The transcript is spliced from 7 exons. The record is from RefSeq and is a predicted model, not a curated record. The coding region runs from base 1742 to 3049 and encodes 435 amino acids.